GAUUGAAGCCUAAGUGUAUAAUCUAUGAUAAUAGAAUCUAUGAUUGUCGUUGUAACUUGUACAAUAUUUAAAAUUAUAGCUUGCAAGAAAACAUUUAAAAAAGCACAAAAUGAUGGAAAGUUAUACCGUGGUCUGGUGAAUCUAAAUAAAAUUUAGAUUGCAAUAAAACUUUUAGUGAAGAUACAUAUCUUUUUUGUCUUCACAAAAAUAAAUAAGAUGGGGAAAACGAAAAUGAUAGAUGAACCAAUGGAUGUCGACGAGGGUCCGUCUACUAGUUCUGCAAUUCAGAAAGCGAAUGUUGAGGAAACUGAAGACUUCGAUCACAUUUCUGAUGAUGAGGAAGGUGGAAUACGCAUUGGGGAUAUCUAUAUACCUCCAGCUCCAAAACCAGCAUUAACUUUUGAUACAACGGGCCCUCGGCUCAUCAUUACUCAUAUCGUUAAUGAAAAUUUCAAGAGUUACGCUGGCGUACAAGCUUUGGGUCCAUUUCAUAAGUGUUUUACAUCAAUCAUUGGUCCGAAUGGUAGUGGAAAAAGCAAUGUGAUUGACUCAAUGCUGUUUGUAUUUGGAUAUAGAGCAUCAAAAAUACGUUCUAAGAAGAUUUCAGUAUUGAUACAUUCAUCCAGUAAAUUUCCUAAUAUUAGUAGUGCAAAUGUCUCUGUACAUUUCUGUCAGAUUAUUGAUGGGGAAGGAGAUGACUUUAAAGUUGUACCAAACAGUGAGAUUGUGGUCUCACGGACAGCUUUCAAAGAUAACUCGUCUUAUUAUAUGUUGAACGGACGCAGAGUACAAUUCAAAGAAGUUGCCAAGAUGCUGCGUUCCCACAACAUUGAUUUGGAUCACAAUAGAUUCUUGAUAUUGCAAGGUGAAGUCGAACAGAUAGCUAUGAUGAAACCUAAAGCACUAACAGAGCAUGAGUCAGGAAUGCUGGAGUACUUGGAAGAUAUCAUAGGCACUUCAAGAUAUAAGGAACCAAUAGAAAAAUUGUCUAUAAAAGUUGAAGAGUAUACAGAAAUACGUAAAGAGAAAUUGAAUAGAGUACGUCUGGUCGAACAAGAGAAGUUGAAAUUAGAACAGCCAAUGAGAGAAGCCGUAGAACUGAUGAAUUUAACUAAUGCCGCUUUGAGAACUAGAAAUACAUUAUUACAGAAAUACAUAUAUGAAAUCAAUAAAAUAAUAGAAGCUAAAGAAAAGGAAAUGGUCGAAUUGAAAGAUAAUCUAGCGAAAAUCGACGAAAAGCUGGCCAGACUGAAUGAAAUUUUGAUCGAAAAGACAACCGCAUUAAAAAAUGGAACUCAAAAAUACGACAAGCUGCGUAAGAAAAAAGACGAGAUAGCCGAGAAACUUCAGAACUGCAAAAGGAAAACGGUCACAGUGCAGGCUGAUACCGCACAGUCUAACAAGAAGAAGAAGAAUUUGGAACACCUUUUGGAACAAGAGAGAGGGAAACUCAUUGAAUUGGAACUAAUUCCUGAAAAGAAUGAGAGGGAGAUCCGAGAUUGUGACGAACUGCUGAUCAAACAUAACGAGGCGAAACGCGUAGCUGAUGAAGAAUUGCAAGCAGCUGUGGCUGGAGUCAGAGCGAAGACCCAAACCCUCCAAGAGAAGAAAGAUAAGCUUCAAAUUAAGUUAAUCGGUCUAAAGAACAUCGUACACGAAGCCAAUAAGAAAUUCAAACUGACCGAAUCGGAAUUGAAAAUAUAUCUGAGUACCGAGCAAAAAGAAAACGCCAAGCUAGUCAACAUGAAAAACGCAUACGACAAAGCCCGCAGUGAAAUUGAAGAGAAGAAAAGAUUACUACAAGAGCUAACCACGAGUGUUCCGGCUGAUGAGAAUAUGAUAGGUGAAAUGAAAACGAAAUUGGACGGUUUGAAGCGUGAGGAAGCUUCCGUGUCCAGUGAGCUCAGGACUCUAAGGAUACAACUAGAAGAAUCUAGGCAAGCGAUGAGUGCCAAUAAAUCACGUGGUAGAGUUCUGGACGCGCUGAUGAAAGAGAAGAGAAACGGCAAUCUACCCGGCAUAUUUGGCAGAUUGGGCGACCUAGGCGGGAUCGAUCAGAAGUACGACGUCGCUAUAUCGACGUGUUGCGGUGCGUUGGACAACAUAGUUGUGGACACGGUGGAGACCGCGCAGGCCUGCGUCGAGUUCCUCAAGCGGCACGACGUGGGCCGGGCCACGUUCAUAGCUCUCGACAAGCAAGAGCAUCUGAAGAGGAAUUACGAAGACAGGAGUACAUACCCAGAGAACGUCCCGCGUCUCUUCGACUUGAUCAAAGUGAAGGACGCUCGAGUGUUGCCGGCCUUCUACUUCGGCCUGCGGGACACGCUCGUGGCCGCCGACCUCGAGCAGGCCUCGAGGAUCGCGUACGGCUCGACCAGGUACAGGGUUGUGACCCUGAAAGGAGACGUCAUCGAAAUUGCCGGUACAAUGUCGGGAGGCGGGCGGUCGACGAUGCGCGGUCGUAUGGGCAGCUCGGUGCAGCAGAACACAUGCGAGCUGGACCCCGCGGCCGUGCAGACCAGCGAGAGGAAACUAGCUGAGCUCGAACAGAGAUUAUCUGAAUUACGCAACGAGCAGUCAAACGUAGAAGAGUCUUUGUCUGACUUGCAAAGAAAAGCCAAAGAGGGAAUGUCGAAUUUGAAUAAAGUUAAAAUUGAAGUGAAGAGCUUGUCACAACUGAUACCUGAAUUGGAGCAACAAAUAAAAGCGCAAGAACGAAGAGCGUCUUCGAGUAAAGUGGACCAGCAACGUAAAGCCGAGCUGGAGGCUGUUCUGCAAGACGCGCAAGAGAAACUGUAUGAGGCCACAGGAAAUGCUGCAGAGGUCGAAGAACAAGUUAACGAGGUGGAGGCGCAGAUAUCGAAGAUAGCCGGCGGCAAGGUCAAGGACCUACAGAAGAAGGUCACUGAACUUACGGCGAAGAUCGAUAAGAUCGUGACUGAAACUACGAAGCUGAAGGUCGCGAUCAGCACCAGCAAGCGGAAUGCAAACAAAUCGAAAGAUAAGAUCAAUCAGAUGGACGCAGAUCUCAAAGAAACUGAUAAAACUCUAGAAAGUCUGAAAACACAGAAAAAACAACUCGUUUUGGACAGCGAACAAUAUCAAAAGCAAUUCGAAGAGUUGGAGGAGGAAAUCAACGAGGGCACCAGUGAAUUUUCAGAGCUUAAACAGGAGAUAGCGAAAUUACAAUCGAAAGAAAAUAAGCUGAAGAGUGAGCGUUUAGAAGCUGCCAAUGCUGUUAGCAAAAUGGAGAAGUCCGUGCUCGACUGCAAGAGCAAGAUCCCUCUGUGGGAAAAAGAGCUAUCAAGUCUAAGGUUAGAAGACUCGGGAUUAGACGGCAUCCCUGGGGUGGAGAGGCCGGAACCGCUGCGUCAGCACACCCCCGAAGAACUGGAGGAGAGUUCUGUGGAUGAUCUGAGGAAUAAACUGGCAGCUCAGAAGAAUAGAGUGGGAGAUAAUAAACCUAACAUACAAGCGAUACAGGAUUACAAAGCAAAAGAAGACUUAUAUAUAAAGCGCGCCGCCGAAUUGGACGAGAUAACUACAAAGAGAAACGAAAUGAGGGCACUUUAUGAACAACUCAGGAAGAAACGUUCGACUGAUUUCUUAAGCGGAUUCAAUACGAUAACAAUGAAACUGAAAGAGAUGUACCAAAUGAUAACAUUGGGAGGCGACGCUGAACUAGAACUUGUUGACUCGCUGGAUCCAUUCUCCGAAGGGAUUAUAUUCAGCGUGCGUCCGCCGAACAAGUCCUGGAAGAACAUAUCGAAUUUAUCGGGCGGCGAGAAGACGUUAUCCUCACUGGCCCUGGUUUUCGCUUUACAUUACUACAAACCAACGCCUCUGUACGUCAUGGACGAGAUAGACGCGGCCUUGGACUUCAAAAACGUUUCGAUCGUGGCAAACUAUAUUAAGGAAAGAACGAAGAACGCUCAAUUCAUAAUCAUAUCGCUUCGAUACAACAUGUUUGAGGUGUCGAAUCGUUUGGUCGGUAUAUACAAAACUGAAGACUGCACAAAGUCUAUAACGAUUGAGAACCAGCUACCGGAGCAAGUACGUGUGGACGGUGCGUGAAUAAAACUCGUUUUAUUAUGUAUUAAUUCAUGAAUAUUGUUUAAUUUUUACAAUAAAAAAUAAAUAAAUUAAUUAAAUAACAAA
Molecule: messenger RNA, 4158 nt
Organism: Bombyx mori (domestic silkworm)
Lineage: Eukaryota; Metazoa; Arthropoda; Insecta; Lepidoptera; Bombycidae
Gene: glu
Product: structural maintenance of chromosomes protein 4
Exons: 24
Coding region: 217-4074 (1285 amino acids)
Biological process (GO): mitotic chromosome condensation
Cellular component (GO): condensin complex; chromosome
Molecular function (GO): ATP hydrolysis activity; ATP binding; protein binding
Source: RefSeq, a predicted model, not a curated record